This is a messenger RNA of Symbiodinium necroappetens, 899 nucleotides long. NCBI's taxonomy places the organism in Eukaryota, Dinophyceae, Suessiales, Symbiodiniaceae. The record is from the annotation of a GenBank genome assembly.
GAGAUCUGACGCGACUGCUUGCCAGUCAAGUUGAGUACAGCCUCUGUUUUCCCCGCAGCAAGAUUUGGGAGCAACGAUGCUUUGAUGCAUUCUUCAACUGUGGCAGUCGCAACUCUGACAACUUUGCUGAGCAGUUCAGACGCGCUAUCUGCGACGACGAGGAGAGCGAGAUCAUCCAUCCAAGUCACAUCUAUGGGACGUGUGAUGUCUUGGCUGUCAGCAGGGUCAACACCAGGCGCAGCUCGGAGCCAAGAAUCGUGCCACGGCAACCGGACACUGACUUCCUCGGCCUCGAAUGUCGUCCGCAGGCGUUGGAGGAUGCUUGCGAAAAGAAAGGAAAACAAAAGGUCAGCAAGAUUGUCCCCUGGGCGUGUCCAGCUGGACGCGCCGGCUUGGCGAAUACGCGACUCAUUUUGGACAUAUGCAGUGAGAUGUGGGAGCACACUUUUGUCAAGUCCAAGGGCAUCAAGGAUACUGUUGAGAUGCCGCUGUCCAACAUGACCACCAUGGACAAGCGGACGAGCUACCCUGUGGAAAGCUUCACGCAAGUCAACAAAUAUCAACGCAGAUGCACCAUGCACAGCCUUGCCUACUGCAGAACUGACGAGUAUGGCACGAAAAGAAUCGCAUUGGGUGGACGGGCCUUUACGUUUCCAGAUCUGGUGAAAGGCUUGGGCGAGGCGAUCAAAGAUGUGCGUGGCAAAAAGGUCAUAGUGAGUAUGAACAUCAACAGACCAAGGACCAAAUGCAACCGAAAGAUAGGCGCUGGAGUCAAGAGCAACAGCGAAAUGAUCGACACCUUGUUGUCCAAAAUCAACAUCAAGCAGAACCCAGGCGAGGCCCAUGUGAAAGAGGGGCCGGUGUGGCAGCAGGAAUAUGUGGACGGCGCCCACAAUUGA